Wasmannia auropunctata (little fire ant) is the source of this 9977-nucleotide messenger RNA. It is a transcript of the gene mthl1, whose product is annotated as probable G-protein coupled receptor Mth-like 1. Gene Ontology annotation, biological process: G protein-coupled receptor signaling pathway; cell surface receptor signaling pathway. The transcript is spliced from 7 exons. Lineage: Eukaryota; Metazoa; Arthropoda; Insecta; Hymenoptera; Formicidae. The record is from RefSeq and is a predicted model, not a curated record. Gene Ontology annotation, cellular component: membrane. The coding region runs from base 345 to 2135 and encodes 596 amino acids. Gene Ontology annotation, molecular function: G protein-coupled receptor activity.
GCCGAAGCCUUCGAACGGGAGGGUCUACGUCCGAGUUCCGACGAGCGCCCGCUUGUCAGCAAACGCGACAGACGACUCUCGUUAAUUCGUCUCGGUUUCCUUUCUCAAUUCGAUCGCAUAGUUGCUUCCCGGAUUUCGACUCUCUCCGUCCUCGAUCGCUUCGGUUCGCGUCCGCGAAAUGGCAUCGACGCAGUGAUCGAAUGUCGGUGCGCGCGAUCGCUCCAACUGUCGAAUUGUUUUUGGGAUUUGCGUGAACUUGUGCCUCGACAGCGCGCUUCUUUCGCGAGGGGACCGAGGGGUCGCGAACAGGUGCUGCGACUAGUGUGAACAUAGUCGCAGGAGUCAUGGGGGCGUUCGUAUUCGCGCUCGUCGCGGCGAUCGCGACGGUCGUUUUCGCGGAACCGAAAGACCUAGCGAGGUCGAAGGUGACGGUCCUCAAGUGUUGCCCAUACGGCGAGGAACUGCAAGGACCGGACGGCGACACGCACGACAACGCGUUACUGCGCUGCGUGUCAGCGUCGGACAAGUGGAUGCCGUUGAUUUACUCGAAGGAACGGCAGACGCUCGAUCAUGCUGACGCUGGGAACUUACCCGCCGAGUGGCACAUCGUCGCCGGUCGGCGACCAAAAUGCGACGACCACCGGGAGCUGAUCCACGUGCCCUUCCGGCAUGUCAACCCGUUUAUCCUGUUCAACGACGGUAACGCGGUGCUCGACCUCAGCAACGUCGAGGAAACCUCCUAUUCCGCCAGUCACUACUGCGCCGAUUCGAAUGCCAUGCUCGUGUGCAUGCCGAAGAAAUCGGUGGGCAAUCACGCCGCCGCGACCAUGAGGCCGCGAGUGCGACGUUGCUGCGGCGAGAACGCCAGCUUCCACGAACACGGAAAUACGUGCGUAUUCAUAAAAGAGACGGUGGACGCACCGCCUCUGCUCCCAAACGUAUCAUCCGCUGUCGAGAUUGUGACCGGUUUCCCGACCUGCCCGAAAUCCGAUAAUUUCACGAUUGUCGGAAACGCGAUGGACGCUGCGCUACAGCCCGAUGGCAGCCUGGAGAUAAACGGGGUCAUUUUACCUAGCAGCCAGUUUUGCAUCGAGAGGAUUAAGGAACUCAAUCAGAUCGCCAAGGUGUUUGCCUGUUCGGAGCACGCACCACAAAGACCUGGGGUGAAAGCGACGGACAUCAGAUUCACCCUGUAUCCCGUGGGCUUCAUCAUUAGCGCCGUCUUUCUGGCCGCCACCUUGGCGGCCGGUUGGUUACUACCGGCCUCUCAUCACGUUCUGCAUUGGCGUUGCCAGACUCAUCAUGUCGCCUGUCUGAUGAUGGGCGAUAUUCUCAUGGCCAUCAUUCAGCUUGCCGGGGAAUCCCUUCUCCUGCAUGGUGCAAGCUGCAAGGCGCUCGCGAUCAUGGCGCACUUCUUCUUCCUGGCUGCUUUCUUCUGGCUGAAUACGAUGUGCUUCAACAUCUGGUGGACGUUCAGGGAUUUGCGACCAGUGAGUUUGGAGAAAGGUCAAGAGACCCUCAGGCUCAGAGUCUACGCCUGCUACGCCUGGGGUGGGCCCUUCCUCGUCGCCGGUCUGGCCGCGCUCCUGGAUCAUCUACCGCCUCAGCCGCAGUACACAUUUCUGAGGCCCCGCUUCGGCGAGAGGCAGUGUUGGUUCUAUGGUGACAUGGAAAUCUUGGCGUAUUUCUUUGGACCGAUUGGAGUGCUCCUGGCUGUAAAUCUUAUAUUUUUCGCCGUAACUGCUCGCGAAUUGACGUGCGGUCUCUGGAAAGGCGAAUUCGUGAAAAGUACUACCGAGAGAGCGACGCUGGGCCGCAUAUGCAUGAAACUGGUGAUCGUGAUGGGUGUCACCUGGGUGGCCGACGUUGUCUCAUGGGCUGUCGGGGGGCCGCAGUACAUUUGGUACUUCACCGAUCUGAUAAACGCCUUCCAGGGAGUGCUGAUCUUCGCGGCGGUCGGCUGCCAGCCGCAGGUCCGAGCGGCGCUCAAGAGAUACUUCAACAGGAACCCGCAAACCAACGCCGGCAGGCAGGGUAACGGCCACAGCACGACCAGCCACGGGAUGCCUAGCAUGGGCGAUAGCGUAACGCAAAACCCGAGCACCAAAACCGCGCCGUUGGAGACCAUCUGCUAAGAUGGUACACCGCGGUCGGUCUUCCGUCGCUUGGAAGUCUCGCGUCAGUCAUCAAGUUGCGAAAGUCGCUCGAACACGCUUGUCGUCGGUCGCCCCGUUGGUCGAUAAGCGCGCGACGAGAGCAAUCCGAUUUCAAUCGUGAUUGAAGCUACCGAGAGUUCGGCUCGCGGCUGCAAUUCGUCGCCCUCGGAGAAGUUUCUGAAACUUACACGGCGACGAGCGAAAGGGUCGUAACGGGGGAACCUAUAUGAAUGGUCUCCGUUCACCGGGAGACUAGCGAUUGCACUUUGCGUCAAUGACAGCGUCACAAACGGUCUCUUUCGCUUCACUUUUUCUUCGCGAGCGAGGUAUCGUGUUGACAAGCUUCGCGUAUAUCGGCGAUACAAACGAGGCAUUGCCGUGAUAUUAUAUAAUAACGCCGUAUAAUAACGUCGGAAUUAAUCGACCGAAGGAUAUUUCCGCAGGAUCGAUUCGGUAAGAGGCCUCCCGUCGGGUUCGUCGACCCGCAAAGCUUGAGAGACCUCGCUGAAAAUGUUUUCUUAUUGACAUUUCCCAGACAAUACGCGAGUUCGAGGGAAGCCCGGGAAAUGUCUGGAGAACACCCGAAAGUGUUUAGGACGCCUUCCGAACGUAUUUUAGACAUGUUUUGUACUUUCUCGCUGUUUGAGUUCUUCUUGCGAAACGCGAUAGCGCAAUUUCGUGCAGUAAUACGGAGAGAAAUUAUUUACGCUCCGUCGUAUUUUGGCCGUAAAAUUUUGCACGAAAAUGCGAAUUUCUAUUCGUUGAGAGACAGAGAGAAUGGUAAGAACAAAGAAACGGAUGACACAGCGUUUAAAUGCGUGUACAAGGUAAGUCACGUAAGACUCGAUUUCCCUGUCGCGAGCUAUUUGACGAAGUUGUAGUCGUUAACUCAACCGUCUCGUAACAUCUGUCGAGCGAAAUACAAUCGGGGGAAUCAGCAGUGCGGAUACGAUUAUCUAAAAUCUCGGUAGUAACUUCCGGACCGUCUCCGUUCGAGCGCGCGGGUGCUGACCGCCAACAAUCUAUCAGAUUGCCACGAAACGGGCGGCAAACACACUUAGUCCUAGUCAUUGGAUCUGAAAACUGGGUACACUCGCGCCGACAAAGAUAGAUCGUGAAAUUUCGCUGACGAAAGAACGGGAACGCUAAUUGUCCAUUCCUGUUUUGGUACUGCCGGACUUACCGCCGCGCGAUCCAUCUUCUCUGACAUGAGCAAUUACUCACCCGUGCGCAAUUAACAGAAACUCUUUGCCACAAUAUCUCGUCGAUCUCGCAUUUUAGAGCAUUUUCGUGUACGUUAAUUUCUAUUUUUCUUUUUCUUUUACGUACGGCAUACGUAAUAUUGAAAAUUUUUGCAAAAUGACGCGAGAAAGAUUUGACACUUCGGAUUUACGAUACUUCGGAUCACGCCGGAGAUUUUUAAUUGCGAUAUUUUAGCUCGAGUUCGACGCUUUCGCGCACUCGAGGCACUCCUAGCCGACGAGACAUUGUACAGAUGUCUGUAUACAUUACAACGUAUCUAUCGCAAGCACGAUGCGAGAAGAAGUGCAGAACAUUCGGAGGCGACGGGUGUUAAUCCGGGCAACACAAAUGUUUAAAAGGCACACGUCUAUUUCGAUCUUUUCUGCUCUCGUCUCUUAAUUGCGAGUUCCGCACGACUCAGGCCAAUUACUGCCGUGUUUUAUAUACCGUGAAUAUUCAUCACUAAAUAUAACGGGCGUGUGUCCGGCGCACCUCGUCGCCGCCUGUGAAUACGAUUCGAAGGCUAUUUGAACAUUUUUUUAAUUUUCUACCUGUCUGAAAAAGGGUGUUCGGAAUUUACCUACUUCGCUUGGCGAUCGGGAACGCCGAGCGUGCGCCGUCUUUACGCAGCCCCGAGAACCUAUUCGGAUACGCAUCGUUCAUAAAUCAGAGUUUGUAAUGGCUCUACGCCGCUAAAACAGACAAUGACGCGUACUCUUCGGACCUUCGGUAGCGGGCAGAAACAAUGCGUGAUUUAUGAUCGAGGCGAGUUAAUAUUCUUUUUUUUUUUCCUUCAGCGGACAACGAUAUUCAUUGAUAUUAAUAAUAUCGGCUCGCGACGAGCGCAAGUAUCUCCCUCCCCCCCGUUCCCUCCCCUCGAGAUUAAUCACUUUUAACAAUGGAACGUCGUAGCUGCGCUAUUACGCGGCAAUUUUACGUUCUAAAACGAUUUUCGUCAUUUUUACGGCAGGUUUUUCGGCGGCCAGUUUUUGAGAUAAUCUUUUACACCAACAAUUCGUUUGUAUAGCUAACGCUAAUCUAACGUAACCGUCGCUAUUUAUUAAAAUAUCUCGAAGAACACGAUUUUAAUCCGUGUAAAAUCUUCCGACUGGAACGAGAAGAAGGUAUCGCGUUACGUUUCUAUUGUGACGUUUCGCGGUAAAAUAUUAACGUUCGACGAGAGCAAAAGCGGGAAGGUGGUUUCUUUCAGCCUAAUGAUCAUUGUGCUCUCUCGAGAUCUGGAUACGAGAAUUCGAGACGUAAUGGCGAACGAGAGAGAGCCUUGGCCUCGCGUUCGUUGCGCCUCGUAUUACCAAAGGACGAUCGGGAGUUUCAUCACGGGAUUUCCUUCCGCGGGUCCUUCUUCCUUCAUUAUUCGUCGGAUGUUAUCGAAUCUAGCAGCAAUCGCUUUUCCGUUUCUUUUAGCAUAAAUCUGCAUCGGCGUCGUCGUUAGCCGGGUCUACGCGGGACGGCCGUUGGUUGGCAUUAAACAUGCAACAUCGUGGCUUCCGAGCCACAAUUUAUCGUUGAUCAGUCGAACGGGGUCCUGUUUCGGUUCUCGGUACGCGAGCACGCGAAAAAAAAAGAACCGCACUUGCGCGUACAGCACGUAAAAACGUUCCGCACGCAAUUCGCGUACACGCAAUUUGUCGACGUGUGCGUCGCUCCGCGCACGAGUAAUCCGUUUGUGCGACCGUUCGGGAGUAGAUCCUUUUACGCAACGUUUCUCCAUCCGAUCGUUUUUUCUAUAAAAGGAAUCGAAUGUCGAUUUCGAUUCGGUCGUUUUGGGAAUACAUUUUAUACUGACGACCGUCGCGGCGGUUUUCGACGUCAGCGACGAAAACGGACGAAGGAUGUAGAAUUAUUUAUGAAUUUUAGUUUUUAAAGCUCCGAAAAUUUUUUUUAAUUGUUCAUGGUUCGAUGCGUUAAAAUAUUUUUUUCGUUCGUAAAGAGAGACUUUAUAGAAGCGUUAUUUUCACUUUAUCAGAGACAGAUUCGAUAUCCCUCGCGUUAUAAGUAUUCUUCAUUUAAUUUUCCGUCGAGGGAAGCGGAUACGCCGAGGAAGGACUUCGUGGAAGGGAACUCUAGAAGGACUCCCGCGAAGCUCUAUAUGUACUGCCAUCAGGGAUACUACUGUUAUCAGGUACAUUAAGACUAAUCAGGAUACACUAACCGCGCAACUGCCACUUUGAAGAAUUCUUUUUUUUUUUCUUAGUAUUAUGUACAAGUAUUAUACGAUUUUGAAGAAAGCAAAUACUUCUUCAUGCUAUACAUUUAGAAUUAUGAAGUGAUUCGUUAUACAGAAUGGAUCAGGCAACGCAAACGGCAUUGUCAACACACAAAUAAAUCGAUCACAAAAAUUGCUUGAAUUACUGAGACACUUUUGCAACGAAGAUCCACCCCGAGUCAAACUAUAUAAAAUACACAUAGUCGCUCGAUAGUACAACGAAUCACCGACUUCGGCUUAACAAUUUUUCGAGCGAUUUUAACGUGACGAGGUGUGCCCUCUUCGCCGGAAGGCACAACACAAUGAUUAACUCGUACGUCGAGCUUUCCUAGACUCGAGAUACAGAUCGCUCUCCACAUCCGGCGCUCUCUGAGGCGUAGCGGGACGUCAGGUUUCGCGUCAGGCCCCGGGGCUUUAUGAUCGCGAGGCGCACGUAAACAGAAUCACGUGUAGGUAGGUCAAGGCAUGUAAUCGAUGUCAACUCGUGACAAUACACACUGGGAAUUCAAUGCCUUCUGAAAUGCCUUUCAAACGCGGCGUUCGGCACGCCGAAUCGCGUAUACAAGGAGAAACCGGACGAUGACGAAGCCGUCGGUCGGUUCCUCGAGUUUGACCCUUUAUAGCUGCAACACGUGUGAUCGCUUUCUCUCAAAAAUUUUCCCUGACAGGGAAAACGGGGACGAAGACGCGACGAAAUAUCACGAUGUUUAUUUUAUGCGAUUCUUUGAAUUCAUCGGUUCCAUAUUGACGAAGGUAUAGAAUAGCAUAAAGGGUCAAAUUAAUAGGAGAGCUUCGAUUAAUAUUUUAUUUUGACCGUUUUACUCGCUUUCUCAUCGCACAAUUCUCAAUUCUGAAAUCAGAAUACGUGGUGUAUAUAUACGAAAUUUCGCGAAUUAAAGGAUUAAUAACGCUCCACAACGAUUUGGUCACCGUUCCAUUUAUUGCCUGUCCCAAAUGUCGGCGUCUGCAUUUGAACAGCGGUGAACGGAUUGCGCGAGCUGUUUGCGUGUGUGAUGUAUCUCGUUAUGACGAUCGAGAAAUAAUCGGGAAUACAAUUUUCAGCGACGAUUCGUUUCGUUUUAUAUAUCCGGACAGACGUAUCGCAACACGAGAAAGUAUAUAACUCGACGGGAUCGUUUUACAUUGUUAUCAGGACAAAGCAUUUCGUUUUGUGAUAUGAUUGUGCAUAACGAAGAACAGCGGCGCAUUUUAAUCGCACGGAAUUGUGAUUGCUGAUCAGAAAUCGAUAUAGGUAGGAUUAGUUGUACGAUGUAGUCGGAUGUAUAGGAUUAUAAACGGAACCUCGCCCGAGUUUUCGAAUCUUGGCGUACGAGAUUGGCGUUCACAGUUGAUUUGGGCGCCGAAAUUUAGUGAUUAGGGAUUAGAAAUUAGGGAAGUCAUUGUGUUUUACGUGCAGCAUCUAGGAAGAGACUGAAAACGCGCGUCCGUUAUUCACCGAGAUCCAACCGAGAUUACCUGAUUUCCGAAUGAGAGUACCUCGUUUUGCGCGAUCUUACUAUUAUCUACUAUUACUAUUAUAUAUACUAUUAUAUCGCGGGAAAAGUGAAAUGAUUGCCAUGUUUCUCAUUUCAUAAAAAAAAAACGCAAAACCCGUCCAGAUAUCGAACAGUACAAUGACUCGCGAUUAACAUUACAAGAAAUGUCACGAGCAGUCUUUCCUUAAAAUCCGCGAUUUAACACCUUUAUGAACAAAAUCACGGGAUAGCUUUUGAGUCGUCAACGAUUUAUGGGCUAAAAGCAUUUUCGCGAAGUGAGUCAAAUUUAAUGUCGAGUCUUUAAAUUUUAACAUGGUUUCCAAUCUCAAGCUCGAUAAUUAACCCAAUUUAAUCUCGAAUAUCGAAAGUUUCAAUAAAUUACCCUUCUCUCAUUCUUUCGUAAAAAAAAAAUGUUACUCCUGACGUUUCAAAUGAUAGCUGCAAAUUAUCCUGCGGAUAACCACGAACUCGCUUGUCAAUUUUUGAGAAUCAAUCGAGUUAUUCGCAAUCAGAAUCAGGUCGUCCCAGAAAAUCUCGUUAGUUCCUCCUUCUUUUUAUAUAGCGUAUACGAUUGCAAAAUGACGUCACGGCUCGGCUAGCUCUUCUUUCCAGUCUUCAUCAAAGAAUCCGACGUAACUGAUUAAUCGCCCCCACGCGAGGAAUUAAUCCGCCGCGAUUCCGUGUCGGCACGAGGAAAUCGAGCGGCUGGACCGGCGACGUUAUUAGCUGUUUGUUAACGUGUAUAAGUGUGUACGUUUGCCGCAAUUAAUUAAUUGCGCUGCAAUGCGUGCGUGCGUGCGUGCGUGCGUGCAUGUGAAAAUCCGCCGUAUAUAAUUAAGUGUAUCGACGAGUAACAACGAUGUUGAAAAAGAAAAGAGAAUCACGAUCGCACCGGAUUACCGAGAGAAUAAUUAGCAUAUUUCGCCACACACAACGAUGAAUGACUCGUCAAGUAAAAUAUCGCUGCGAGCGGAAUAGUUCUUCUCUUAUGUUGCGUCCGUUACGGCAGUAAUAUAAAGGACUGCUAUUUAUCGAUUUGUAAGAGCGCGUAUAUUCGUAAGCAAGUCACCGUCACACGGCGGCAUACGUAGCUCAUCACGUGCCGUCGCAUUCUUGUAGAUAACAUCCUUAUCGUUAUUAUUGUCAUACUGUAUUAUUAUCAUGCUAUUGGUACCACCAUCAUUUUUUCUUUUCGUUAUUAUAAUUAAUAUCAUUAUAAUCGUUGUUUUUUUUAGACGAACUAAGCACAUACCGUAGAUGUCAAGACUCUAGCAUAGCAUAAGUCACUGCGAUGUUUACACAUUCGUCCUGUGCGAAAAUUAAUGCGAUGAAAUUAAACAAAUUCCGCGAUCGAAUUGUCAUUGACGAAUUCUUGGGGAGAUUCUCUCUUUUCGAAACUGCCGCAUUCAUUCAAAACGCGCGAAUAUAAUUCUUGCGUAUAUGGAGUGAAAAUAAAUCUUUUGUUUUUUUUUCUUUUUUCAAUUCUGCGAAUACAAUUGGCGAACCAAACGUUCCAAGAGAGAAUGGGAAAAAAAUUGAUUAUUUUUAUAUUAGACCUAAUUGCAAUCUUUCUUCCGGCACGCGAAACACGAAAUGAAGCAACAGGUUUCAAGCUUAGAAUCAGAUGAUACGUUAAAAUUACUCGCGUUCGCCGUCUCAUUUAAUGGCUUUUUGGUCUCGGCUAAACCGCCACGGUUCGCCACACGACGGAUCCCACGCUUAUAUUGUAUAUUAAACCCGUUCGUAAGUUAUGACGAUAGUGUCUCAGAAAGAGUACGAAAUAUUAUGAUAUAAUCGACGAGGACGUAGCCUUAAAGUAAUUUAUUCGAAGUAGAUUGUUUACGUGUGAAGGUGUAACGAUUUAGACACGCAGCAACGCGUACACGUAGCUUGCCAGUACGAGUAGUUAGUUAAGGGAUUUACACUUUGGACUACUCGCGGCUCGAUCUUUCGUACGAUCGAGGAUUCGAAACGACAAAUAUUGUUCGCUAAGCCAAUGCGAAAUAUCUCGCGAGCCAACGAAUAUAAUGAAAAAAAAAAUUGCGUAUAUACCACAUGAGAUUUGUUGUAAAAUAUGCCCCGUUAAAUUCGACGUAGAAUAAUUAUUUAUUAUUCUCCAAUUUGCAGUAAGAGCGCGAGAAUUGCAAAGAAAUUAAAUAAAUAAUGAGUACCGUGAUGUGUCGGACAUCAGCAUAAUUAUAUUAAUUUGCAAACGAUUGUUUAUUGUGCCGCGACAGCUUUGUAAUAAUUAGGUAAUCAUAUAUACACAUCAUAUCUUAUUUACGAUAUAACUCAAAAAUGUUUGAGGUGCUUGUAUAAAAAAAAAAUGAAAAAAAAAGAAGAGACAAAACAGAUAACUCUUUGAAAGAACAUACUAUGACUAAUAAACGAAUUUAACGUUGGCAUAUAUACAUAUUUAUACAACAUUUGUCCAUGUCCAAGUUGAGCGAAAGCAAAUUUACUCGACAUUUUGAUACUCUUUUUUUCUACAUUUCGCAUUUUUAAAAGAUCGGUUUCACUGCCAAAAAAUAAUAUCGCGCGUCGUAAGUGCGAAUUUAAUAAUUAAUAUUUAAAAGCGAAAACUGUUGAAUAUGAAAUAAAAUUACACGUGCGAAAUAAAUUUUUCGAGAAAACGGAGGCUAUACAACAUAGACAAUAGUGUUAACAAUAGUUUUAGCAGCAUCUUAACAGUAACGUCAUUAAUCGUAUAGUAUAGAAUAUAAAGUUAAUAGCAAGCGAAGAAACAUUUAUACAAAUGAUCGUGUGUCCGAUCGUACACCAUUCCUACACAAUGUAUUGUAACAGUAUUUGCUAUUAUAUUAAUGGUAGUAAACAGGAAAAACUGUUAGUACAAAA